AGGUUCCUUCAGCAUGGAGACAUGUCUGACCUGUCUGAAUCCAUCGACCUCUAUCGAGCUGCCCUGGCGCUCUGUCCCUCUGACCAUCCUAACCAAUCCACAUCUCUCAACAGCCUUGCCAGCGGCCUUCGACAAAGGUUCAUUCAGCAUGGAGACAUGUCUGACCUGUCUGAAUCUAUCGACCUCUAUCGAGCCGCACUAGUGCACUGUCCCUCUGACCAUCCCAAUCAACCCACAUAUCUCAAUGGCCUUGCAAGCAGCCUUCAACAAAAGUUCCUUCAACAUAGAGACAUGUCUGAUCUGUCUGAAUCCAUUGACCUCUGUCGAGCUGCACUGGCGCUCUGUCCCCCUGACCAUCCUGACCAAUCCAUGUCUCUCAACGGCCUUGCCAGCAGCCUUCGAAACAGAUACAUACAGCAUGGAGGCAUGUCUGACCUGUCUGAGUCCACUGAGCUCCAUCAAGCU
Suillus subalutaceus is the source of this 465-nucleotide messenger RNA. RefSeq lists its product as uncharacterized. The annotation marks the transcript as partial. Gene Ontology annotation, molecular function: protein binding. The record is from RefSeq and is a predicted model, not a curated record. The transcript has a single exon. Lineage: Eukaryota; Fungi; Basidiomycota; Agaricomycetes; Boletales; Suillaceae.